AUGAGGCUUUGGAGAUCGGAAAUCGUCUUCGCUAUUUUUCUCUGUUGUGCCACCGCCACCGCCACCGCCACCGCCGUUUGUCCCACCAAAUUCCUUUCGGAUUUCGUUUUACGGUUUCCAGAUUCGACUUGUUCUCUUUCCGAUUCUCUUGGAUCCAUUCGUUAUGUUGGUGUCACCCAGGGAGAUGAGGCUUCUUUGCAGAAGGCACUGAAUAUGGUUCAUAAGAAUUAUCAUGAGUAUGUUGCUGUGCUCUUCUAUGCGUCGUGGUGUCCGUUUUCGCGGGUAUUUAGACCGGUUUUUUCUGUUCUUUCAUCCUUACAUCCGUCUAUACCUCAUUUUGCUAUUGAAGAAUCAUCUGUUAGGCCAAGUACUUUAUCCAAGUAUGGUGUACAUGGUUUUCCUACAUUAUUCAUUUUGAAUUCUACUAUGCGUGUUCGGUAUCAUGGAUCUCGGACGCUUGGUUCUCUUGUAGGUUUCUACAACGAUGUUACUGGGAUUAGGAUUGAUUCACUUGACCAACUAUCCCUUGAGAAAAUUGGGCGCCCAUCAGAUGACGAGAAUCUCAGUGACACUGAACCAGAAAGCUGUCCAUUUUCAUGGGCUAGAUCUCCAGAAAAUUUAUUGCGACAGGAAACUUAUCUGGCUUUGGCUACUGCAUUUGUUGUUUUGAGAUUACUCUACCUGUUUUCUCCUACACUGCUUAUAUGUACUCAAUAUGCUUGGAGAAGGGUAAUCCAAAAUGUUAGAUUAUGGAGCUUGCUGGAACAUCCUUUGGUUUAUUUGAAGCGAAUAAUACAGUCGAUUUACCGUUUGAAAGAGCCAUGCAAGAGAAGUAAUCUGCAGGAAGGAGCAAUGAAUGCUAAGGCAUGGGCUUCCAAGUCCCUUGCCACAGUUUCAAUUGGAGAAGAAAGCACCAGCCGCGUGAUGCACCAGUAA
Molecule: messenger RNA, 936 nt
Organism: Vicia faba (fava bean)
Lineage: Eukaryota; Viridiplantae; Streptophyta; Magnoliopsida; Fabales; Fabaceae
Source: the annotation of a GenBank genome assembly